Protopolystoma xenopodis is the source of this 324-nucleotide messenger RNA. NCBI's taxonomy places the organism in Eukaryota, Metazoa, Platyhelminthes, Monogenea, Polystomatidea, Polystomatidae. The record is from the annotation of a GenBank genome assembly.
GAUGCAUUACACGAGGAGGAAAGGGAGCUGAAGCGUGCGAUUGCUAAAACUAAGCAAGCAGAACGGGAACGUUUGCAACGGCGUUUAAAGGAGGCUGAGGCACGAAAAGUAGGAGCAGAUGCCGGUGAGAUUGAAGAACAAUUAGCUCUCAGCUUGGAACAGAGCCGCAGGCUAAAGACCGAACAGAUGAUAAAUUCUGGAGCUAAAUCGUCGCAGGACGAUUCUGCUGCUAUUCAGCCCGUAAUAGUCCAGAAUCCCGCUGAAUUUAUUUCUGAAAUGCUCGGCUAUAAGGCCCAAAGCAAGCUUAGAAAAAAGGUAAAUUGA